This is a messenger RNA of Fonsecaea multimorphosa CBS 102226, 3267 nucleotides long. RefSeq lists its product as uncharacterized. Gene Ontology annotation, cellular component: membrane. The coding region runs from base 1 to 3267 and encodes 1088 amino acids. Lineage: Eukaryota; Fungi; Ascomycota; Eurotiomycetes; Chaetothyriales; Herpotrichiellaceae. The record is from RefSeq and is a predicted model, not a curated record. The transcript has 11 exons. Gene Ontology annotation, molecular function: transmembrane transporter activity. Gene Ontology annotation, biological process: transmembrane transport.
AUGAAGCUGGGCACAGGCACCUCUGCAACUAGUCGCAAGAGCCAGGACGGAAAACCUAAGAGGAGACGGUCUAAAAUACCUACGCCAGAAACGGUGAUUUACGAAGAGAACCAGAGUGGCAUAGUUGGCGAAUCGCUGCCCAGCCUCGUCCACCAGCGCUCCGAGAGUGCCACAAGCGAACCCUCCACAAGGACAAACUAUGAGUGGGGCUGGUCGUCGGAUCAGCUAUCACAACCUCUAAUCAUACAACAUCAUUUGACCCCAGAGUCCAUCAGUGAUAUUGAAGCCCAGUGGCUCCAUGCCAUAUACGACGGGGCCUUUGAAACCAUAUUUGGAUCUUGGAUGGGCCGCCACAGCAACCCUUUCGCUUUUGGAGAACAGAGCCUAUCGGAUGUGGUCAGUAUACGCCGAGUUUGUAGCGAACUCGACAGACACAUCGACGAAGAGGAGGCUGUGGCAGGCAGACUAUCCGACUCUGGACCUUCGCCAGACCUUGUCAGACAUGAGAAAGAUGCACAGCUCAACCAGUUUCUUGAGCAUGCCAUCCAAUCCUUCGCCGCCCGAUGGCUACCUCUAACUCAGCAACCAAUUUUGCCGGCGCUCUCCCAGGCAGACAUCAUCUGUCGCCUAUGGCGGCGUGCACAUACCGACAUGCUCAAGGUCAUCAACAGGCCGUCCUACCGAUCUAUGCUGACGUUGCUUUUGUUUGCUCUGACACCCAUCCCAGUGGGCAUAUCCGACGAAGAAGAGCUUGAGGGAGUAUCGGGACAGGUUUGCGUCCACGCUGCGCUGCAGCAGAUCCAGACUCUUCGUGCACGGCAAAAGAGCCUCCAAUUCAACGGGACACGAGUCAACCUCACCAACUCGAACCACCCUAUCGGAGCUAGUCCCGCCUCACUUGCCACAGCCAAUUUUAUUAUUGCCGAAAGCACUGCGUACUGGGCUGCCCUGACGUUCGACACGUCCGCCUCUUUAACGCUAAAUUGCCGCCCUUUACUUUCCUCUGGGCUCUUCGGGUUCGAGUCUGAGCCAUCGUGGCGCAUGGUCCGGACCUGUAUCGGCAUCUUCCGCGAAACGACAAGAGACUGGAGCAAUCUUGACGUCGACCUAACAGACGAGAAAGCAAAUCAGGUUAUAGCGGCCGGAGCGGCAUGGAAAUUGUUGGUCUGGAAACUAACCGCGAAUCUGAAAGAAUCUCUGAGGGACGGCCAUGAUGAGGCAGAGGUUCUUAGGGCGUUCAAUUCCGUGUCCAACACGAUCGACCAGUUCAACAUAACCUACAGGGAGUUGCUCAUCGCCUGUCAGAGGCGGAUACAGUUCUUCAACCAAGAAACGAGACUUCGCUGGUAUGCACUCAUGCUGCACUAUAACCUGGGGAUUUUGAUGGUCACAGACAUUGCCACUGCGACUCUACGCGAGGAUCUCCUCUCCCUCUUCUCGGCGAAGAGAGUUGAUGCAGAAACCUGGGUCAUGAACUGCCUCGUCUUCGGCUUAAACAACAAAUACACCUUAAAGCUACAACCUGAGCCCGCCUUGUCCGAGCAAGAUAUCGCAUCUAAUCAGUCGGCAAGCUUGACGGUUCCAUUAAUUGCGAUUGAUCCGUAUCCACACCACGUUGUCGCGGCAGUAAAGCUGAUGCAACAAGCCAUAGACCGGGACUUUGGAGCUGACAAGAUUAGCACGGAUGCUUACAGUAACCUGCGCUCAACUCUGAAGCAGACCUUGGAACAACUGCCGCAGCACUGCCAUCAACCAUGUCUGGGACUCCCGAGAUGGGCUGAAGAGCGUGUGGAGAAGCCCACCGUCUACGAGAAGGAUGUGGUGUAUGAACACGCUAAAUCGAAGCACCAUGACCCGAACUGGACGGGCGAAGGGGUGGACACCUCGAAUGUGGACCCCAAGAAGGUCCUGCGCAAAAUGGAUCUGCGCCUAAUACCCAUGCUGGCGAUCCUGUACCUGCUCUCUUUCCUCGACCGAGGCAACAUCGGCAACGCGAAGAUCCAAGGCAUGGAAACAGACCUGGAUCUUUCCGGCACGGAAUACAGUCUUUGCGCGACUGUCUUUUUCUUCACAUACUGCGCUUUUGAGAUCCCAUCAAAUUUGCUUUUGAAGCGCCUCAGGCCUUCCGUAUGGCUACCAUCUAUCAUGGUAGCAUGGGGAACGGUCAUGACCUUGAUGGGUCUCGUCCAGAGCUACCACGGCCUUCUCAUCGCCCGUAUCUUCCUUGGUGUCGCCGAAGCAGGCCUUUACCCGGGCGUUGCAUACUAUUUGACAAUGUGGUACUGCACCGAAGAACUUGCAUUCCGCCAAGCUCUCUUCUUCAGCGCAGCUAGCGUGGCCGGUGCUUUUUCAGGCUUACUCGCUUAUGCUAUCACCAAAAUGGACGGAGUCGCCGGUGAAGCCGGCUGGCGAUGGAUCUUCAUCCUAGAGGGCAUUGUGACCGUGGUCGUUGCUUGUGCGGCCUUCUUUCUCUUGCACGACUUCCCAGACACUGCAAGCUUCUUGAGCCCCGAGGAGAAGGCUUGGGUGGUGCACCGAUUGAAAUACCAAGGGAGCAAGAAGAGUGGAAGGCUGGUCGCUGAAACACUCACUGAUUGGCAACUUCACCUCUCACUCUUCAUGUACUGGGGAAUAGUUUGUCCGCUGUACGCGAUAUCGUUCUUCCUCCCAACCAUCAUCAAGGCGCUCGGGUACAAGUCAACAACCGCACAGCUCCUGACCGUUCCGAUCUACAUCACAGCCGCCAUCCUGGCCAUUAUCGUCGGCUGGGCGUCCGACAGAGCCACGAAGCGAGGCCGCUCACGCUGGCCCUACAUUUUCUUCCCCAUGUGCGCCAUCCUGGUCGGCUUCAUCAUGGCCAUCGCGGGGUCCGCCGCGGGCGACAUCCCCGGCGUCGUGUAUGCCGGCGUCUUCAUCGCCACGUGCGGAAUCUACCCUGCGUUUCCGGGCAACGUCACCUGGAUCGCCAACAACCUUGCGGGCAGCUACAAACGCAGCGCCGGGAUGGCCCUGCAGAUCGGUCUCGGCAACCUGGGCGGAGCCAUGGCGAGCAAUUUCUACCGCAGCGUCGACGCGCCCAAGUACUUGCUGGGUCACGGCCUGGAGAUCAUGUUUGUCGUGCUUGGUCUGGCCGCGGUCAUUAUCUUGAGGAUCUCGUACGGCGUCACCAACAGGAAGAGAGAGCGCGGUGGAGCCGCGGAGGAGUUGACGGACGAACAGCUCGCGGAUCUGGGCGACAAGAGCCCCUCGUUCAGGUAUACGCUGUAG